Messenger RNA from Theobroma umbraticum, 851 nucleotides. RefSeq names its product large ribosomal subunit protein uL18c-like. Gene Ontology annotation, cellular component: ribosome. Gene Ontology annotation, molecular function: 5S rRNA binding; structural constituent of ribosome. The record is from RefSeq and is a predicted model, not a curated record. Gene Ontology annotation, biological process: translation. Lineage: Eukaryota; Viridiplantae; Streptophyta; Magnoliopsida; Malvales; Malvaceae.
AGCGCUGGGCUGAUAGCGGACGAAAAGAGGACAAAGUUCCAGUGCUCUUAUCCUUCUAUCCCCAGUCCUCUGAGCAGUUGCUUCUCUUUUCUUCCACAGCGCAACUCAAAAACCUUGGAGAGCACAGCAGCUGAAAAGCACACAAACAGGAAUCCGGCAAUCCGGAAUGGGUAUGGCAAGUACGACUCCGACUAUGACUAUGACUACGAGAUUACAGUUUCUUGGUGCUGUCGAUCGUAAUCACAGUUCAUUUUUGGGAGUUCCCCUGAGCCCGAGGCUGCCAUGCCCACGCCCGUCCUUACCCUCUCUCCUCCUCAAUGUUCAAGCCAAAGCUCGCACAAGAAGAGAAGACCGUCAGGCCCGACAUUCUCGCAUUAGGAAGAAGGUUACUUUAUCUAUAAAUGUUGAAGGGACACCGGAUAGACCGCGGUUGUCUGUCUUCUGCUCCAACAAGCAUCUCUAUGUCCAAGUCAUUGAUGACUCAAAGAUGAGCACAAUUGCUUCUGCUUCAACAAUGCAGAAACCAAUUCGUGAGGAGUUCGACUACUCAUCUGGUCCCACCAUUGAAGUGGCAAGGAAGAUUGGUGAAUGCAUUGCAAAAUCCUGUUUGGAACGAGGGAUCACAAAGGUGGCCUUUGACAGAGGUGGAUAUCCAUAUCAUGGACGCAUAGAAGCCCUUGCUGAUUCUGCUAGGGAGCAUGGCCUUCAAUUUUAAACUCUCAGUAGUUAGUUUUCUCUUGAACUUUGUUCUUUUUAUUCUCUUCUUUUUUUUUUAAUUUUUUUUUAUUAGAGGGCUUGAAGAAUGCUUUAUCUUGUUAUAGUUAGACAUAUAUUUGAAGAAUGUUCACUUA